AUGGAGGUCUCGCCCCAUCAGGAAUUCCAACACAGUCCUGAAUUCGGGAUUCCGCCGUGGAUUCCGUAUUCCAGGCGCCGAUUCCAGUCUCCAGUCAGUGGAACUUAGAUUCUGGAUUCCUUGAGCUGUAUUCCGGAUUACAAAGCCCUGCAAAAUUUCCCCAGAUUUCGGAUUAAGCAAAAUUCGGGUUCCUUACAUGGAAAAGAUAAUAAUAGCCUGUGUACAGACCCCCCCAACCUCCCCUCAGAAAAAAUCGGAGAAGAGGCCCCUGCUCCUAUUUUUACUGAGGAGAGGGGAGGGUCUGUGCAAAGGCUAGAUAAUACCGUAAAAACUCGUGUAUAAGCCGCACCUUUUUGCCGAAAUUUCGAGUCAAAAAUCGCGGGUGCGGCUUAUACACGAGACCAUUGCUCUCAAAGGAAGUAAACUGGCUUGUAGGGGUCACAAAUUGAACUGAAAACCUUCAGUAAAUAAAGAUUAAACAUAUUGAAACCUGUCGUUGAUCAUUGCUUUCAGUAGAAGUGGUGGCUCCUAAAGGAGCCGUUUGUUUGCAUCUGCAGGUUCUAUACCUGAAUCUUGCUCGCCAGUAGUUCUUUUAAGCGUUUCAUCUGCGCUUUGUUUGAGCAGUUAAACUCUAACUGGCACGGAAUCUCCAUUCCUCCGCACAGCUGCUUACAGUGUCGUCUGCGACCAAUCACUUCAACGCUGAUUUCCCCACUACGUGCAAGAAAAUACCACGCUAUUUGAGAGAAUUCGCGAGGCAAAUGGCCGACCGUUUCGUCGUCCUUCACUACUUUCACGGCGUGUUUGUCCAUUGGGUUGUUUCGUUUUCUAGUAUCAAGAUAUCUGUACCUGUUACUUGUAAAUAUAUUAUUCAGUUUUGUAAAAUACAGUCUUCACAAGUCCAGCAUUUGUUUACUUGUGUCCUUCUCUGGUGUCCAGACUUCCCUCGUCAAAUAAACGCGUGGUUACGAAGCAAUCGUUUUGUAGCAUUCUCCAGCGCUUUAUUUUCGUUCCAUUUUCAUUUCAACUGUGGGCUUUAGCAAUGAAGAGAACCUUUUAAAAGGUAUUUUCAGAGUUGAUUAACUUAUUUAAAAUGUCACUGCAAAUACACAACAUUAAAUUUCCUCAAGUUUAUUUGUGAACAUUUUGAUGCGCAAACAAACGAUCACCUUUUUUACAAAAGCGCAUUUUUGGUUUUUUUUUUUUCAAAAUCAUGCUUGAAAGUUGGGGGUGCGGCUUAUACACGAGUGCGGCUUAUACACGAGUUUUUACGGUAAGUGUCCUUUAUUAAUUCUUACGUGCUCAAUCCCCUGACGCUUAACUAACUUAGGUGUGUGUGCUAAACUUUUAUGAUGAAAGCUAACUGUGUAACUUUGUUUGACUUUCAGAAAAGUGCAACUGCCCAAAAAUAAUCCUCGCCAACUGGUACGAUAUCCCACCCUACGUAGAGAACCAUCCCGGGCGAGAUCCCUCGGGACUACUGUUCCCGUUAUUGCUCGGGAAAAUUCCUGAACAAGGCUGUGGAAAUUGCACAGGUGGUGACGGGGAGUCUGGGAUCUCUUAUUCCAAGAGCAAGAAACACUGGUAAAGGUAUUUUAAAAAACACUUAACAGAUAAAGAGGACUUUGCAGUUCUUAGUUCUCUUCUAAGGUGGAUUUCUACUGUCGCGUAGAUUUACGAGCGUAUCCACGUAAAUUUUAAGAGCGUGAAAAAAAUAGAAGCAACGUAUAAAAGGUCGCGCUUAAUGUAUAGGCUUAUUUAGCAGGGAGCUUAAGCAGUUAUGACGACGACGGCUACGAGAAGGUCACUUAAAAGUGAAUUCGCGCUGCCUCAAACUUCAUCGCGCUUAUUUCAUCUCGUUUAAUGCGUCAAAUGUUGGAAAAUUGUCUGGGAGUUGAAUUCUAUAGGAUCGUAUCAAAGUUCAGGAAAAGAAAAGGAAAGGUGUUGUCUUGUGUUCCUGUCCUCGACAAAACGUGAAAAUAAGCACUUUAAUUUCAAGUUGUAGUCGUGCAACGACGGCUAAGAAUUGUACAAAAAAGCAUGAUGCACGUGAAAAGUUUUUGCUUUGUCAAUCUAACCCUAUUGCUUUUUUGCCUUCCUCGUUGCCGUCGCCGUCGUCUUUGCUUAAGCUCCCUAGCAACAGAACGGGAACUUCAGUUGACUACUACACGCGCAAAUAAACAACUGGCUUGACUAAUGACAGAGCGGCAAAAUAGGUACCGGAAGUCGCGUUUAGUCCCUUCGCGCCCUUUCCCGUCGUCAAAUGACGUUCCCGUUCUACUGCUAAAUCAGCCUAAAGUUGAACCUGGCUCGACUUUUACGUUCACGCGCGACCCGCCACCUUUGAUGUUUGGUUUGUGCUUAGUAAUAAGAUCUUCCGGAUCGUCAUACGUUUCUAGGAAACUGUCCACCUACUCCUCCCCCAAGCCAACGCUAACACUUACUUCUCACUUAGGGCUUAGGGGACCGAUCUUCCUUCCUAUCUCUCAGCUAAAAAGAUCCCAGUACCAGGAAGUGCUCGGGACAAUUGUAACCCUUUGCAGGUAAAAUUAAAAAAGUCAAAGGUGCAAGGAUGAUCCGCGCUCUAGGAUCUUUCUGGUGCCAGGAUCCUCUCCCUUCAUGUAAACAGCCUUUAGGUUUAACCCCUAAUUGGAAGGAAUCUGCAUUCCUUUUUACCAGCUCGUUAUUGUGUCGUUUUUCACACUCUCACUCAACUGUACAUGGCCGGCAUUCCUCUGGUUUGUACUCUUACACAUUUUCUCCUGUUACGUUUAAGACAGGUUGUCAUCAAUGACAGUCAAAACCUGGAUCAAAUUGAUACCAUCACGUUUCCAAUCAGUGGUGAAAAUGCCGAUCGCUACUAUCAGACUUCCUACAAGUUAAUGCCUCUGGUAGGAUCCCCGGGUGUCGCAUUCAUUGGUGUUGAUAAACCACCCGGUACGUAUACCUCACCAAACCCUCCGUUCUAUCUGGGUGGCCUGUGUUGGUACUUACAUUACUGA
Molecule: messenger RNA, 3002 nt
Organism: Porites lobata
Lineage: Eukaryota; Metazoa; Cnidaria; Anthozoa; Scleractinia; Poritidae
Source: the annotation of a GenBank genome assembly